Messenger RNA from Callithrix jacchus (white-tufted-ear marmoset), 2020 nucleotides. RefSeq names its product transmembrane protein 82 (gene TMEM82). Lineage: Eukaryota; Metazoa; Chordata; Mammalia; Primates; Cebidae. The record is from RefSeq and is a predicted model, not a curated record.
GCCUGGAGCUGGGACCUUGCCCUUCUGGGCCUUGAAGGGUUAACGUCCCUGGCGCUCCUCCCCUCCCUUCCCCUGGCCUUUGACCCCUCCCAGCCUCUUCCCUCCACUGACACCUUUGCCCUGUGAGGUGUUGUCGGUCUGUCCCUGUGCAGACCUGGUUCCCGGGCUGCCAUGUUCUCCCUGCCGUCCCUCCCCUCCUGGAUCCCCGGCCUCCCCUCCCUCGAGUGGGGCUCCAGCCUCCUCGACUCCCUCCUACAAGGCCUGGUCGGGGCCCUUGGAGUCUUGGUCCUGAACAGCCUCCUGAAAGUUUACUUCUUCGUGGGCUGUACCAAUGAACCGCAGCGGCGGCCCGAAAAGGAGCGGUUGCGGACCCAGUGGGCCUCACUGGAAACGGUGCACCUGGCAGGGCUGGCCUUGUUCCUGACGGUCGUGGGGUCCCGGGUGGCUGCCCUCGUGGUGCUCGAGUUCUCCCUCCGGGCCAUGUCCAUGCUGCUGUCCCUGGGCAAGGGCUCCCAGGGCCCUGAGAGGCUGCAGCUCUACCUGCUGUGCCAGUACUCGCUGGGCUGUGGGCUGAGCUGCGGCCUGAGCUUCCUGCAGGAGGGCGCCCCUCACCGCACGCUGAACCUGCUGCUCAGCCUCGGGCUGGCCACGCUGCUGGGCCUGGGCGCCCGGCGCCUCCACCGCCAUGUCUGCCGCCUCUACGAGCUGCACAGCAGCCAGCGCUACUGUGGGGUGUGCCUGGGCCUGCUGGCUGGCGCGCACGAUCUCCCCCGGCUGCUGGGCCGUGCCCUGGCCGUGGCCUUUGCUGUGGGUGACCUGGCAGCAGUGGCCCUCAUCAACCGGGACUUUCUGACUACCUCGGAGGCCGUGCGGUUCUGGACGCCGCUCACCAUCUGCUACACGCUGCUGGUCAUCUACAUGCAGGAGGAGCAGCGGCAGCACCCCGGCCUGCAGAGCCAGGUGCAGACGGUGCUGGUGCGCAUGGGCGGUCUCUUCGUGCUGCUGCUGACUGUGGGCCGCUGGCUGGACCUGCUGGGCAUCCUCGUCUCCCUGCUGGGCGAGCUCUGGUGUCUGGUGGGUGUCCGCACCCUACUUGACCUCUGCCAGAUACAGGACAUUCCAACCCAGAGGCCUUCGGUGUCAACGCCAAGCCAGCCCCUGCCCUCUACACCCCAGUCCCAGAGUUCAGCCUCCUCCUGACCUGCCUCAGGGAGGAUCUGAAGUCUGUCUCAGGCCCACCAGCCUGACCUUUGAGGUCUUGACCCCAGGACGAUGCCUGGAGGCAGAGUGACGGGGCUGGCCCCCUGCCCGGAGCUCAGUGCAGGCCCUGGGAGCCCCAAGAAGGGAAGGCAGGAUUUAGGGAUGGGAGACUCUGGAAAGGAGACACCUGAGGGCCCUGGUUGAACUCUCUUUUUCUCAGGGUGGGCAGUGGUGCAGCCCCUCAGACCUGACUUCCUGGGCAGGGGUGGGGGUGGGGGUGCAUCCUCAGAAGGGCUCCCCCUUUACUGGUUCCCCUUGCCCUCUUCACAAACAAUAAAGACGAUGACUUUCUCAAGCUGUGCUUAGACUCACGAACACACAGAGGCUGGGCACAGUGGCUCACACCUAUAAUUCCAGAACUUUAGGAGGCCAAGGUGGGUGGAUCAUCUAAGGUCAGGAGUUUAAGACCAGCCUGGCCAACAUGGCGAAACCCUGUUUCUACUAAAAAUACAAAAAUUAGCCAGGCAUGGCAGCACAUGCCUGUAAUCUCAGCUACUGAAGAGGCUGAGGCAAGACAACUGCUUGAACCCAGGAGGCGGAGGUUGCAGUGAGCUGAGAUCGUGUCACUGCACUCCAGCCUGGGUGACACAGCAGGACUCUGUCUCAAAAACAAACAAACAAACAAAAAGAAUCGCAGACAGAGAGGGAAAGAGGCUUUUCUGAGGCCACACAGCUCUUCUGGCAGGGUCCUGGGAUAUGUGCCUCAGGCUGACCAUGUCCCCUGGGAGACGUGGCUCCUUGCAGACUAAGAAAAUGAUUU